AUGAGUUAUGACGAUGACCUGGGGGCCCCUGUUUGGGAUGACGGUAAUGAGUCAUCGAAUUUGGAUAGCCACAACGAAUUGGCUAAAACGUUUGCUAGUUUACAUGCGAUCGAUCAAGAAGAUCAAGUGAAGACAGACGAAGAAGUAGAUUCGGAAUACCAGCAGGAGCCAUGGAGCAACGAAUCUGGUGAAAGGAAGACGCCAGUCGCUGAGAAAAAGGAUCUCAUGAUGUCACUAGCUCCCCAAGAAGAUCCCCUGGCGGGAAUCGCUGCCCCGGAUGCUACCCAACCAGAGGAGAUAGGCGAAUCUCUUUUUGGGGGUGCCAUCAAAUCUCCCUUGGAGGUAGUAGAAAAUGAUGCUGAGAAAAGUUCGCUGAGCAGCCAGCCUUCAGUAGUUUCACCGUCAAGAAAGUCUCACGCUCGCCCCAAAAAAUUGUUUUCUUCUGUGCGCCAACGCCGCCGUCCUUUGACGGAAGCACAGAAAGCUGACAUGUUUGAAGAUCCUCUGGCAUCAAAUGCUACAAACGACAAGAACGACGAUGAAUUUGUCGAGGAGUCCUUGGACUAUGAGAGUGCUCCUGGAAAAGAUAAAGUGGACCUGCUGCAGCAGAUGGACGGUCCACUGUUCAGGAUAUCCCCGCGUAAAAGUCUGAGCUCCACGCCAUCAGUGAAAAGGGUAAUGGGAGAAGAACCUGUAAUUGGAACCCGGCCGGAAGCAGCACCUGUACUGGACAAGUUCGAACCACCCAGCAAUAAAUAUACAAUUGAAGUGGUAGAUCCUCUGAAAAUAGGAGACCUCACAUUUGCUCACGUUGAAUACACCAUUUGGACCAGAUCUGAGAACCUAAAUCCUUCGGAAGUGCGCGUUCAGCGUCGUUAUCGUGACUUUAGAUGGCUUUAUAGACAAUUGCAAAAUAACCACUGGGGCAAAAUCAUCCCGCCUCCACCAGAGAAGCAAGCUGUGGGUAGAUUCAGAGAUGAUUUUGUUGAAGGCCGGAGGUUUCAAAUGGAGCGAAUGCUUGUAAAAAUUGCCCAAGACCGGGAGUUGCAGGACGACGAGGAUUUCAUCAUGUUUUUACAAAGUCAAAAUUUUAGCCAAGACUCCAAGGUUAGAGAAAAUUUGACAGGCUCUAACGCUUCAAGCGACAGUAAUGACAUAUCCGAAAUUCAUAUUAGCCUUAUUGAGCUUCUGGGAAGCGAAGAUGCCUCGAGCGUGAUGAGAAAUGGCGGACUUGAUGAGUCUCAAAAAGGGUUUAUGAACAUUUCGUUUGCAAGUCUUCCAAAGUACGUUGAAUCCGAUGCGUAUUUUGUGGAACAAAGACAUGCUGUCGAAACGCUAGAGGAACAACUUAAGCAACUUUGCAAAUCUCUAGAAAUUGUGGACACUCAGACAAAUGACCUGGCAUCUGUUAUGGAAGAGUUUUCUAACACUAUCAAGUCUCUUGAGGAGCUAGAGGUUUCUAAAAAAGGGUCGGAAACCUUGAAUAACUUUGCUGAGGUGCACAUGCGUAUAAAAGAAUCACUUCAGAGAAGUACAAUGCAAGAAUCUCUCACACUUGGCGUCACAAUCGAUGAGUAUAUGAGGUCCCUUGCUAGCGUUAGGGCCAUUUUUAAUCAGAGGUCUAAGCUGGGUUAUUUUUCUGUUGUCCUUGAAAAUGACCUUCUGAAGAAGCGCGCUCAACUUGACAGGAAUAGCCAUAAGGGUCCAUCGGAUAAAGUUGAUGCCUUGACAAAGGACCUACAAGUAUUGCAGGAAAGGCACUCCAAGAUUAAGAAACAGCUGCAAGAGGUGGGUGACAGAAUUCGAAGAGAGCUGCGCAAACACGAGCAUGAGAAAAUUGUCGACUUCCGAAACAGCAUUGAAAUUUUCUUAGAGUCCAGCAUAGAGACUCAAAAAGAAUGCAUUGAGCUAUGGGAAACUUUCUAUCAAAACAAUCUAUAG
Molecule: messenger RNA, 1941 nt
Organism: Lachancea dasiensis
Lineage: Eukaryota; Fungi; Ascomycota; Saccharomycetes; Saccharomycetales; Saccharomycetaceae
Source: the annotation of a GenBank genome assembly